Fulvia fulva is the source of this 1794-nucleotide messenger RNA. RefSeq names its product Phytoene desaturase. Lineage: Eukaryota; Fungi; Ascomycota; Dothideomycetes; Mycosphaerellales; Mycosphaerellaceae. Bases 1 to 1794 code for a protein of 597 amino acids. The record is from RefSeq and is a predicted model, not a curated record. The transcript has 2 exons. Gene Ontology annotation, biological process: carotenoid biosynthetic process. Gene Ontology annotation, molecular function: oxidoreductase activity.
AUGGUGUUUGCGUCAUUAAGCUUCCCGCCAGCCCCACUUCCAUGCAUCGUCGACCUUGCAUGUCAAGAUCUCCCACCCCGUUUCCACCACCACUUCCACAAUGCAACUACCGACAACUACCAUAUCCACGGCGCCUACCGUAUCUCCCAGAUGGCCCCCAAUGCCACCCCCCAAAAGACCGCCCUAAUCAUCGGCGCCGGCGUCGGCGGCGUCAGCACCGCCGCCCGCCUCGCGCACGCCGGCUUCCGCGUCACCGUCCUCGAAAAGAACUCCUUCACCGGCGGGCGCUGCUCGCUUCUGUACGCGGAUGGGCACCGUUUCGAUCAGGGCCCUUCGUUGUUGUUGCUGCCGGACCUGUUUCGGAGGACGUUUGCAGAGCUGGGAACGAGUUUGCAAGAGGAGGGCGUGGAGUUGGUGAAGUGUGAGCCGAAUUAUAUUGUGCAUUUCCAUGAUGGGGAGAAGUUUCGAUUGAGUAGUGAUUUGAGCGUGAUGAAGGGGGAGGUGGAACGCUGGGAGGGGAAGAGCGGGUAUGAGCGGUAUUUGGGGUUUUUGGGGGAGGCGCAUAGGCAUUAUGAGUUGAGUGUGCGGGAGGUUCUUUUGAGGAAUUUUUAUGGGGUGGUGAGUAUGUUGCGGCCUGAGUUUUUGCGGCAUUUGAUUGAGUUGCAUCCUUUCGAAUCGAUUUGGACUCGCGCGUCGAAGUACUUCUGGACGGAGCGCUUGAGGAGGGUGUUUACGUUUGGGAGUAUGUAUAUGGGGAUGUCGCCGUUUGAUGCGCCGGGGACGUAUUCGUUGCUGCAGUAUACUGAGUUGGCGGAAGGGAUUUGGUAUCCUGUUGGCGGGUUUCAUAAAGUGGUGGAGGCGCUUGUGGGGGUUGGGGAGAGGAAGGGGGUGGAGUUUAGGAUGAGUACGCCUGUGAGGAGGAUUCUGCUUGAUGCCAGUGGGAGUAAGACGGAGGGAGUGGAGUUGGAGAGUGGAGAGGUGUUGAAGGCGGAUGUGGUGGUGAAUAAUUCGGAUCUGGUCUAUGCAUACAACAACCUGCUACCGCAGAGCGAGAGCGCGAAGAAGGCUGCUUAUGCGGAGGCGCUGGAGAAGAGGCCGGGGAGUUGUUCCAGUAUUAGCUUUUACUGGGCGCUGGAUAGGAAGGUGCCGGAGUUGGAGGCGCAUAAUAUCUUCCUAGCGGACGAGUACCGGGAGAGUUUCGAUUCGAUUUUCCAGAAGCACCUGAUACCAGAUGAGCCGAGCUUUUACGUCAAUGUCCCCAGCAGAGUGGACCCUACUGCGGCGCCGGAGGGGAAGGAUACAGUCGUGGUGCUUGUGCCGGUGGGACAUCUCGUGGAUGACGAACGAUCAAGAUACGAAAACACCUCAAACGGCACAGCAACAUCCAACGGCCACCUCAAAGAUGCCUCACCAUCCAAUCAGACAGGCUUCACCCCAACCUCAACCCAAAACUGGCCCUCCAUGAUCGCCCUCGCCCGCAAAACAAUCCUCACCACAAUCGCCACCCGCACCGGCGUAGACCUAACCCCCCUCAUAAGCACCGAACUAACCAACGACCCCACAACCUGGCGCUCCCGCUUCAACCUCGACAAAGGCGCCAUCCUAGGCCUCUCGCACUCCUUCUUCAACGUCCUCUGCUUCCGGCCCUCGACAAAAGCCCGCCGCGCCGGUCCCCUCGAUGAUCUCACCCGCGGCCUAGGACCGUUGGGGACGGUAGUGCAGGUUGUGGGGGAUGCGUUCAGAGGCGAGGGCAGAUUCAGUCUGCUCGCUCUGACUCCUCAAUACUGCAAGUAG